Thermothielavioides terrestris NRRL 8126 is the source of this 1567-nucleotide messenger RNA. RefSeq lists its product as uncharacterized. NCBI's taxonomy places the organism in Eukaryota, Fungi, Ascomycota, Sordariomycetes, Sordariales, Chaetomiaceae. Gene Ontology annotation, molecular function: RNA polymerase II complex binding. The transcript is spliced from 2 exons. The record is from RefSeq and is a predicted model, not a curated record. The coding region runs from base 224 to 1456 and encodes 410 amino acids. Gene Ontology annotation, cellular component: Cdc73/Paf1 complex. Gene Ontology annotation, biological process: transcription elongation by RNA polymerase II; positive regulation of transcription elongation by RNA polymerase II.
GGACGCUUCACGCCCUGCCAUUGCAACCUCGCGUUGUUCUCAAAACCAAGUCAGCGUGAGCUGAACGCGACAUCCUUCCACCUCGAAUCUCGAAACCCGGAGGUCGGCCGCCAAACAGCCCGAGGCCGACGCAGCCUGUAACUGCGCCAUUACACCGCCGCUCAAUUGGAAAGCUACCGGGCUCGGGGAAGGAGAUUUGAGACGGUUGGAGCGCACUGCGAGGAUGGCGUCGACCGACGACCCGCUGCUGCUCUUGCGGCAGUCCAUCGCUGCGGGCAGCCAGAUCAUUCCCACCACAUCGGCCGACUCGUCGGAAGAAGCGCCGCUCUCCAAGGCCACCCACCUCGUCUUCACACACCCGACCCGCAUCGCCGUGCCCAUCGACGCCCCGACGCGCUUCACAUCGACCGAGGGCAAGGCGGUCGACGUUCGCAGCAUCUACUUCGCCUGGCUGAACCGCGACUUCGCAAUCCCCGAGUACAAUGCGGUCGCGACCAAGCUGAACGAGGAAAUGGCGGGCGCCGCCGCCGUGCACAUGUUUGCCUUCGUCGAGCGCCUGGUCUUGUUCACCUUCCUGGAAGGCGCGCAGGAGGAGAGCGAGUUCAUCAAGCCUCUGCCGGGCGAUAAGGACGCCGCGGCAGGGACGGGCGCUGCGGCGGCCGGCGCUUCGCUAAAGGCAGCUCCGGCUGUGCCCGGUCGCGCGGGGAAAGGCACGCUGGAUCCGCGCCUGGCUCAGAUCUACAGCGGGGAGCGCCGCAUGGGCGACCGGAAUACCGUCCUCAGGGGCAUCAAGCCGACUGAUUUCUCCCAUGUGCGCAAACUCGCGGCGCCCUUCUUGACGCGCAAGCCAGGCGGGCCGCCGCUAGCGGGAGGCGUCGGCGCCAGCGCCACCAUCCCGCUCAACCAGAAACCCGCCCGGCGGCCCGACCCCAUCAUCCUGCUCUCGCCCUCGGCCUCGUCCCUCCUGCGCAUGUCCAACGCCAAGGCGUUCCUCGAAGGCGGCCGCUACACGCCGCCGGACCACAACUCGAGCUCGACGAUGCUGCACAUCUCGCGUCUCCUCAAGGACAUCGACCCGUCGCGGCCCAUGCGCUUCAUCCUGGUCGAGGGCCCGGAGCAGUUCAAGCCCGAGUACUGGAACCGCGUGGUCGCCGUCUUCACGACCGGCCAGGCGUGGCAGUUCAAGAACUACCGCUGGAGCAACCCGUCGGAGCUGUUCAAGCACGUGCUGGGCAUCUACCUGGGCUGGCGCGGCGAGCAGCCGCCCGAGGCGGUCCGCGUGUUCGGGCACAGGGUGCUGGCGUGCUCGGUGGAGAAGUGGCGCGACCCGGGCCAGCCGGGCGCCGAGACGAGCCGGUGGAGGGAUCGCGAGGUGGUCGAGGCCAUCUGGAAGGGCAUCGAGGCGAACAUGCGGGCCAAAGGGUGGCGCAAGGACGCGGCGCCCGUGGCUAUUUGAGGCCCUCUUUGACGCCGGAUUGGGCCAGGGGCACAAAAGCUGCUAGCAGAUUGUCAUUGUAUUCAUUAGGGGCAUCAGCUAGGCGUUUGGGUUGGCGUGGUUUGGCGGGCU